CAAAAAGCUGCGCUGCGACAAGUUGGUCUGCUCUUUUCUGUUGUUGCAGCGUUUAGAGUGAAAAACACAACAAUUCAAAACGUUCAAAAGUGUUUCAAAGCUUUACAAAUGUGUUCAAACAACAUAGGUCUGGUCAUCACUGCCACACAGUGAUUGUGAAUCCACUCCCAAAGCAAUUCACCAAUAAAUGCUCUGAAUAUUCCUGUAAUCUUUGAACUGAAGAAGAGUUUCCAGAAGAGCAGGACAAAUUUCAAGUGUGUCAACAAUUUCUGACAUACUACUGCAAAGAUGGAUUUUAUUAAAGAGGAGAGAGAGGACAUGUGUUAUCUAGAACCACACAGAGUGAAAGAUGAAGAAACUGAGGAACAAAUAGGCCUGAUGGAAGUGAAAGUGGAAAGUCAAGAACUGAAUGAAGUGGAGGAGACGUGUCACUUUCAGAUGCCUUAUGAUUUUGUAACUGGAGAGAAAUCAUUUAGUUCACAGACUGAAAUGAAUUUCUCACAACAAACAACUCAAAGAACAAAAGCCACAAAUUCUUUUACCUGCACUCAGUGUGGAAAGAGUUUCAAACGGAAAGACUGCCUUAAGGUACACAAAAGAAUUCACUCUGGAGAGAAGCCUUUCAUAUGCCCUCAGUGUGGAAAGAGUUUCAGAGAGAAAGGAAAUCUUAAGAGUCACCUGAGAAUUCACACUGGAGAGAAGCUUUUCUCAUGUCCUCAGUGUGAAAAGAGUUUCACACAGAAAAUAAGCCUUGAUAACCACAUAAGAAUUCACACUGGAGAGAAGCCUUUCACAUGCACUCAGUGUGGAAGGAGUUUCAGACAAAAAACAAGCCUUAAUAUUCACAUGACCAUUCACUCAAGAGUAAAGCCUUACAUGUGCCCUCAGUGUGGAAAGAGUUUCUCACAGAAAGAAAGCCUAAAGGAUCACAUACAAAUUCACACUGGAGGGAUGCCUUUCAAAUGCCCUCACUGUGGAAAGAGAUUCGCAGAUUUUAAUAAUCUUCAAAAUCAUCUGAAUUCUAAGCACACUGGAGCAAAGUCAUUUAACUGUGAUCAGUGUGAUAGAAGUUUUAUCUCAGAAUCAGCCCUGAAGGGACACCUGACAAUUCAUGCAAAGAAGCCCCAUUUGUGUUCCUUUUGCGGAAGGAGUUUUUUGUGCCCGUACCGUUUCAAAGAGCACCAGGAAAGUCAUACUACUGUGAAAACUCAUGUGUGCCCUGAGUGUGGCGAUGCCUUUGCAGGAGCCGGCAACUUGAAGAUGCACCAAAGAGUCCAUAUUAAAGAAAAUAAGUGUUUAUACUGUGAAAAGAGUUUCACUCAUUUAGAAGACCUGGAAGCACAUGAGAAAGUGCAUACUGGAGAGUAGCCAUAGCUCUAGCCUUCAUGUGGGAAAGAGUUUCAAGUCACAAAGUUCAUCUUCAGGCCCAAUGCUUUAAAGGAAACUGUUAAGAACGGAACAAACUUUCUUGUAUUAAAAUCAAGAUUAUUCCAUGGUGUUAGAAGCUUAACCAGUCAAAUACUCUCUCUCUUUCUCUCCCUCUCUUCCAUGCUGCUGUCAAUUCAGAUGGGAGCACUGCAUAGCAUUUCUCAUCCCAUCUGCACUCCUCUUUACCACAAAAAUACAGCAAAAAAAAACAAAAACAAGAAUGAACAUCAGAUGGGACAUUGAAAGACACAAUGCCACUGGUUGAAAUUAUAAUCUUGAUGUUGAUGUUAUCUGCGUUUCAACCACAGGAAGACGUCAAUGAUGUCAACAACUUACUCUUAAUUAUCUGAUGUCAGUAGUUUGUUAGCUUAAGAAAAUUAACUGUAGAGAUAUAAUCUGUCACUUAAAGGGAUUCACUUUUCAUGGAUACAGCUCAUUGCAAAGAAUUGAACCACAUAGGUGUCAGAGAAUGACCAUGUUUACAUGCAUUUAAGAAAACCGUUUAUUCCAGGGUUUUAGCGGAAAGCGGUGUUCUGAAAUGUCAUGUAAACAAAAAUGCUGGUUUCCUUACACCUUUUAAGGGAUUAAGAGAAAGUGGUUUAACACACCUAGGUUUCUCUCGGAGAACGCAGCUUAAUGUGCUCAUGUAAACGCAUAAGAGGUGUUCUGAUGGAUGUUUGAAGAUUGCACGUGUGUGGAACACACCGGGAAAACAAAUGUCAUGGGAUGGAGCCCAACAACAUGUCAACACAGCAGAAAGAAUUCAACAUUUCUGAGAGUACAGUGGGGAACUCACAUAUAGUAGUAUAAACUAUUCCUAUUUAUACACACGAAUGUAAAAUAGCGACUGUCCUUAACAUCUGCAUAUAUGCGCUUGCACAUUGAGGGAAUCCCAGUUUUAUGUACAUUGGGGGAAUCCCAGAAUUUUAUGUAAGGGAAACCCCAAAACUGCAUCUCAAUUUAGCUGCAGGUCACAAUAGUAAUUGAAGGAAACAAACAUUGCAACAACUCUGGAAUGUCUGGAAGUAAAGCAAAUCAACAGCGUAAAGUAGUGAAGUCUUCCUCGGAUGCCAUGUGUGUUAUUUACCCAAGCGUUGCGGGAAAACUACGUUGCUGUGGAGAAAGUUGGCCCGCAUGUAUACGGGAGUAAAGAGUACGCCACUUAAACCGUGCAUGUAAACAGGAAAGCUGUUUCUCGCAAUAAGCCUCUUUCUGGUGUCCAUGUAACAAUAGUCAGCGUGCAGUCUGUGCAUGGAUGCGUGAAUGGAAUCAUUACAGCCCGUUUUCUCAAAAACAAAGUUUUAUGACAGCCAGCGUUCAAGUGAUUAUAUCCUGGCAAUGGUUUAUAAUUAGAAAGCUAAAAAAAUUUUUUGUUUUUUUUACUUUAGUGCAUAAAACUAAAAAUGUGAUUCUGGGUCAGUGCGACUCAAAAUGCUGGUGCAGGGCACAUAUAUGUAUGGAAUAAUUGACGAUGGACCAUCAAUUAUGUGGCCUCUGCUUUGCAUCAUUGUACAUUUAUUAUUCAUUAUUUUAUUCUGCUUGUACCACGAUUACUGCACCUCAAGACAUCUUUUAGGGUUUUAUCUCAGGACAUUUUCAGGUUUGCCACAGAUAAGAUAUGAUAGAAUUGUUACUUAGCCAGUGUUUUAUCUGGUUAUUUUGCUGUCUUAGCCUGGACGGCUCUUUGAAAUAACUGAAAUAUUUUAGCAAAGUGAUUUGGAGUAGUUAUGGGGUCAAGACCUUAAUAGACGUGCGUUUAUGGAAAAAAAAAGUUUUACAACAAAUCAAAAUAUUUGUAUAUAUGUGUGUGUGUGUGUGUGUGUGUGUGUGUGUGUAUAUGUGUAUAUAUAUAUAUAUAUAUUAGGAAAUGGACUUUGGUUAUUCCAGGGCAUGGGCAUGGUUGAAAAUAAUUGUCAUUCAUUGUAUCAAGGGUUGUAUCAUGUAAAACCUGUAAAUACCAGGAAAUUUCAAAAUUGUUAUUUUGAGGCAUGGAAAUGUCAUAUAAUAGUCAGUGUAAUUCGCAAAUUUGUAAUCAAAUGAGUAAACCUUAUAAUAUAAUGUAGUCUUUAAUUUUAAGGAUUGGUAAGCUAAUGUAUAGGAAUAAGUCUAAAAGAGAAACCUUUCUGUAAAUAAUCCUGCAACUCUUCCAUUCUUAUCACAGAUUUUUUUUAAAACAUCAAAGGCAUUGAAAAACAUAAAACAUCUACAAUAUACGUACUCAAUUGUAAUCAUUUAUUAGGAAAGUGUUGUUUAAAAAUAUAUCAGGUGCAUCUGAACAAGUUUUUUAGCAAUUAUGAUACAAAUGUGUAAUUUAUUAGGGCUUCCGUUCAGAUCCAGCUGGUUUCAGUUCCUUUUCAUUAGAACUGAAUAAUGAGAAUUCACAUUUUUUUAAUGUGAAGUGUGGAUCUAUUCAACUUUUGUUUAUAUAGACACCGAAACGUACAAUAUUGAUGUAUUGACCGGUUUCAGUGACCUUUGCUUGACAAAAAUCAUUCUGAUCGAAACGUUGCUGUGGUUUUUAAAUUAAUAAAAGGGAAUAAUUAAACGGUGUGUGGAUCCACUUCAGUUUUAUUUCAUUGACCUGUUUCAGUGACAUUACUUUUUCCUCGCAGCCACCGUUUUUGUGACCAUCAGGAAGAAGCAAUGGCGAUUAAUGGAAAAACACCCGUGAAACAAUAUCAAGAAAAACAUCAAACAUUGCUUUUUAUUCAUGCCCCAGGAAAAGUGUAUACAGGUCUAAAGACGGCACAAAUAUUGCCAAAUUUGACUUUCGCUGACAUUUAAAUAUAUUUGAUAAAUGUUUCAUCUCUGUACCCUGGCCAGUCUGUGUGACCGGUACAUCAUCGUAGACAUCUCUCUUUCAGAAGUUACACAUGUUUUUGUGUUGUUUUCUGGUCUGAUUUGGUCACAAUUACAAAAUGUCUGUGAUGAUCUUGUCUGUAUGAAUGUAAGAGCUGCUUUUAGCUCAUAAAGAAUACACAAAGCAACCAAGGUAUGAACAUUAGUGCAGUGGAUCUCAACUGGUUUUGCUUCGGGACCUAGAUUUUACAUUUGAUAUCAAGUGGUGACCCACCAUAGUAAAAAUAUAACCUGUAUUUAAUGUAUCCUGGCUGGCAUUUCCUUUUUAUAAUAGCUUUGUUCAUGGUUUUCAAGUAUAUGGGCAUGCAUCAAGUGACAUUAUUUUUGCUGUUGAUGUAGAUUAUUUCAUAUGAAACUAUAACAUUUUGUCAAAAUAUAACUGUUACUUUUACUCUGGUAAAAUCGUGAAACAAUUUUGUAAAGGUGAUGAUGUGUAAUGAAAUGUAUAUAUUUCAUUACACAUCAUCACCUUUACAAAAUUGUUUAUAUAUAUAUAUAUAUAUAUAUAUAUAUAUAUAUAUUAUAUAUUUGCAUAUGCAGUGUUGCUCUUUUCCUCAAUGUAGUUUGGCAUGUCAGCUGCCUACUGUUUGGGAGGUUUGACUUGACUUCCUCAGUAACGCUUUAAACUAGAAAAGUCUCACUAGAAUUUAAAUGUGUCUCAUUCUUUUUGAGGUCUGCGCACCGCAAUAUCGAGGGAUCAAUACUGCGCAGCAAAGCAGAUCAUUAGCGUAAGCUGGUUCCGUUACACUCGCACAAAAGCUGUAAUCGGACAACGACAGUAUUGCAGUGUAGAUGAGAAACCUUUAGCUGAAUGCAAGAUUUUCAUUAAAUUUGCCUCGGCAGUCCUAAAUAGGCUAUCACUUGUGUGGCCGCCGAAAAAUCUUCAGUGAAAGAACCUGUUUCUUACCCAGUCCGAAUAGACUUGCGACCCACCAUUUGAGACACACUGCAUUGGUUUAUAUGACUAAUAAGUGUACGUUGUACUCUGGUGGUGUAAAUAAAGUCUGUGCUUCAUAAUCUUAUGAUGUGUUGUUUAUUGACUAACAUUAGUAUAUACAUUUAAAUAUUUAGGACUGAAUAUUGGCAUUAUAGUGCUUUUUAUUUACAGUAUUGCAAUGUUUUCAAGUUAUGACAUAUCUUUAUACAGUCUGGGUGUUAUGAAUUUAACAUUGUCCUAUGUGCAUUUCCAGUUUAGACUCAAUUAUGUUAUAAAUAUAAUUGACAGGUGUAUGGAUAACUGACCUGUCUGAAUAAAUUAGCAAAAACCUGUCACAUGACUAUGCAAGUGUUGUUGCUUAGAGGAGCGCUUCACUUUGCUACAGUUAUCCUUUUAAUCAAUAAAACCAGUGAGAACUGAAAUAGUUUUGAUUGUUAAACUCUGCUGAUUGUAUAGGAUGUCGAAAAAUUUGAAACCACCAGCCUGUGGGGACAUUAAAAGGCACUUGCGUUCGCACGCAUCUGAUGCCUUGCAGGAUCACGAUGGUGGGGGUCCGGUUGAUAAUGUCAGCGAACCUCAUGACGUAUGUCAAGAUAUUGCAAACAUUUAUGCAGCACUAAUGAAAAUCUCAACAGACAAGGAGGACCUUGCAGAAAUACUUCGAGCGACCACAUCUGUGAAGGCAAAACUUUCCACCUUGAUUACAAUAAUAGACGAAGUUGAAAAGCGAGUUGAGUUGACCCAGCUCUCAGUGCCUGACCCCAAUCUGUCGAUGGAUAACCAGCUUUCUGACAGAUAGGCAGCAGCUAGUGAGACCGGGGAAACUCACAUGUGGGACCUUUGCCAUUAGCGCUGGUGCUCCUCAGGGAUGCGUUCUCUCUUCACUCCUCUUCUCCCUGACCAUACACGAAUAACUGCACUGCAAAGGACCCCACUGUGAAGCUCCUGAAGUUGACACCACGGUCAUCGGCUUCAUCCGUGAUGGUGACAAGUCUGCAUACAGACGCGAGGUUGAACAGCUGGCUGGCUGGUGCGGUCACAACAACCUUGAGCUGAACACGCUCAAAACAGUGGAGAUUAUAGUGGACUUCAGGAGAAAUUCCCCCUCAGACAGAAGGAAACUACAGUGGACAGUCAGGACUGGUGAGAGGAUUAUUGGUGUCCCCUUGCCCAACCUCCAAGACCUGUAUGUCUCCAGAGUGAGGAGACGUGUAGGUAGAAUCACUCUGGACCCCACACACCCUGCCCACUCCCUCUUUGAACUGUUGCCCUCUGGCCGGUGCUACAGAGCACUGAGCACCAGGACAUCAAGGCACAAGAACAGUUUUUACCCUCAGGCCAUUUACCACAUGAACAAUUAAACUGCCUCAGGACUCCCCCAUAGUGCAAUAAUGUAAAUAAAUAUCUCAUGUACAUAUGUAAAUUCACAUAUUUAAGUAAAUAAAUGUACAUAACCCUAUCUUGCACAUACAU
Myxocyprinus asiaticus (Chinese sucker) is the source of this 6697-nucleotide messenger RNA. RefSeq names its product gastrula zinc finger protein XlCGF8.2DB-like. NCBI's taxonomy places the organism in Eukaryota, Metazoa, Chordata, Actinopteri, Cypriniformes, Catostomidae. Gene Ontology annotation, molecular function: RNA polymerase II cis-regulatory region sequence-specific DNA binding; DNA-binding transcription factor activity, RNA polymerase II-specific. The transcript is spliced from 3 exons. The record is from RefSeq and is a predicted model, not a curated record. Gene Ontology annotation, cellular component: nucleus. The coding region runs from base 289 to 1368 and encodes 359 amino acids. Gene Ontology annotation, biological process: central nervous system development; regulation of transcription by RNA polymerase II.